AUGUCUUCAACAACCGUCACAGAAACCUCGCAUCAAGCCGAGCCGGCUGAAGACAACACCGCAGCGAUGCUGCGCGCCGCCGAGGCCAACCACACAAAGCCUCUGUGGCUGCAAAUGACCAGACUAAACCCCCCUCUGCCCAACCCGCGGUGCACACCCCAUCUUUGGAAGUAUUCUGAAAUUCAACCCACCCUUUUGCAAGCGGGUCAGCUUGUUACCGAAAAGCAAGCUGAGCGCAGGGUACUCAUGCUCGUCAACCCUUCCAGAGCUGGUCAUGCCCAAUGA
Messenger RNA from Colletotrichum fioriniae, 285 nucleotides. The record is from RefSeq and is a predicted model, not a curated record. NCBI's taxonomy places the organism in Eukaryota, Fungi, Ascomycota, Sordariomycetes, Glomerellales, Glomerellaceae.